This is a messenger RNA of Varanus komodoensis (Komodo dragon), 1050 nucleotides long. RefSeq names its product olfactory receptor 14A16-like. Gene Ontology annotation, molecular function: G protein-coupled receptor activity; olfactory receptor activity. The record is from RefSeq and is a predicted model, not a curated record. Gene Ontology annotation, cellular component: membrane. The transcript is spliced from 2 exons. Gene Ontology annotation, biological process: G protein-coupled receptor signaling pathway. Lineage: Eukaryota; Metazoa; Chordata; Lepidosauria; Squamata; Varanidae. The coding region runs from base 1 to 1050 and encodes 349 amino acids.
AUGCAUUACAAUGCCAGAUCCCUACAAGACUACCAGGAAAAAUAUGUGUCCAACAUGACCACCAUCACUGAGUUCCUUCUCUUGGGGUUUCCUGAUGUGUUUGAACUUCAGAUUUUACAGUUUGUGAUGUUCCUUCUGAUUUAUCUGCUAGCUCUGAUUGGCAACCUUCUUCUCAUUCUUGUUGUAACUCUGAACUGCCAUCUUCAUACACCCAUGUACUUACUUUUGGCCAAUUUAUCCAUUCUUGAUAUCUGCUACAUCUCCGUCACAGUCCCUAAAGCCAUGGACGUCUCCUUAACCCAAGUCAGAUCUAUUUCCUUCUCUGGAUGCAUGGCCCAAAUCUUCUUUGGAAUUACAUUUGCAUCUGCAGAAAUGGUGCUUCUCACCAUCAUGGCUUAUGACCGCUACAUUGCCAUAUGCUACCCCCUCCGUUACCACGUAAUCAUGGGCAAGAUGAAAUGUUCCAUCAUGGUAUUUGGUUGUUGGUUGGGCAGUAUCAUCUACUCAGCACUACACACGUUGAACGCUGUACUCUUGCCAUUUUGUGGGCCAAACACCAUCCAACAGCUAUUCUGUGAUAUCCCUCAGGUACUACAGUUGGCCUGUGCUGAUACAUUUGGCAAUAAAAUGACAAUCCUCAUAUGUGGCAUUGUUUUUGGUUUAAUCUUUUGUUCUUCUGUCAUACUGUCUUACAUUCGCAUCUUUGUUGCAGUCCAAAACAUCCCUUCUUCCCAGGGCAGGUACAAAGCUUUCUCCACAUGUCUGCCUCAUCUCAUGGUCUUUUCUUUAUUUAUGAUUACUGGACUGUUUACAUACUUGAAGAAAAGUUCAGAGUCAUCUUUCAAGGAAAUCCUGGCAGCUUUAUUGUAUUCUAUUGUGUCACCUGUAGCCAACCCAGUAAUUUACAGCCUAAGAAACAAGGAGAUAAAAAAGGCUAUUGGAAGAUACCUAAACAAAACAAAUUUCAUGAAAGGGAAGCCUUUAACAAAAAAAAGAGGGAAGGAAAUGAGAACAAAUUCUCCACAACCAGAAUCUGCUCAUGAAAGUUGA